GUUUUCCUUUUAUCUUCUCUUCUUAUCAUUUCUCACCUCCAAGAAAUGGAGGCGUUGAAGAUGAGACUCUUCGCCGCUGUGAUACUCAUGGUAUUGGCCGUCUCGGCGGUCCAGAAUGUGGCAGCAGCUGAGGCUCCGGCACCAGCUCCCGCUUCUGAUGCGGCCGUCUUUGUUCCUACUGUCUUCGCCUCUCUAACGGCUCUUGCCUUCGGAUUCCUCUUUUAA
Messenger RNA from Telopea speciosissima, 225 nucleotides. RefSeq names its product arabinogalactan protein 13-like. The record is from RefSeq and is a predicted model, not a curated record. NCBI's taxonomy places the organism in Eukaryota, Viridiplantae, Streptophyta, Magnoliopsida, Proteales, Proteaceae. The transcript has 3 exons. The coding region runs from base 46 to 225 and encodes 59 amino acids.